UAGUCGAGAUGGUCAUGGCGGAGGGUACAGCAGUCCUAAGGAGGAAUCGGCCAGGAACUCUAGCGAAGGACUUCUAUAACUGGCCAGAUGAGUCGUUUGAGGAGAUGGACAGCACGUUGGCAGUUCAACAGUAUAUUCAACAGAAUAUUCGUUCAGACUGCUCUAACAUCGAUAAGAUCCUGGAGCCUCCAGAGGGACAGGAUGAAGGUGUGUGGAAGUAUGAACACCUGAGACAGUUCUGUUUGGAGCUCAAUGGUUUGGCUGUCAAACUACAGAGUGAAUGCCACCCAGACACGUGUACUCAGAUGACUGCUACAGAGCAGUGGAUCUUUCUGUGUGCUGCCCAUAAGACACCCAAAGAGUGUCCAGCCAUAGACUACACCAGACACACCUUGGAUGGAGCCGCCUGCCUUCUCAACAGCAACAAGUAUUUCCCCAGCCGUGUUAGCAUAAAGGAGUCGUCUGUGGCCAAACUUGGCUCAGUUUGCCGUCGAAUUUACAGGAUUUUCUCGCAUGCAUACUUUCACCACCGGCAGAUCUUUGACACGUAUGAGAACGAGACCUUCCUUUGUCACCGGUUCACGCGUUUCGUGAUGAAGUACAACCUCAUGUCUAAGGACAACCUUAUCGUGCCCAUCCUGGAAGAAGAGGUCCAGAACGCCUCUGCUGGGGAGAGUGAGGCCUAGAACCCUGUGCUUCUCUCGGACCAUCUCACAACCUUGCUUGGGACAUUGUGGUAACUAUUUGAGCAGCUGGAAUCCAAAAGGAGUGCAUUCACUGGUUAUUCUGCUGGUUGGUACCCAAUGCCCCAGUGUUUAAUCCAGGUUCGGUCUUUUUGCUCUGUUUGUAAGGAUGUUUGUGCUGAUCUCAAGUCAGUUGAUUCUGGAACAAACUAACCAGAGCGGUUCUUUGUACAUAACAGCCCCUCUUCCUGUUUUUUUUUUUUUUCCAUCUCUCUCCAGUGCUUCAGCGUUUCAAAUCUAUACACUUCUUUCCUUUACUUAAUUUCACUGCUACAAAUUAGUGUGGUAAUAUUCCCAUCUAUCCUCACUUAUCAUUAAGUUAUUUUGUGGGUGGAGUUGUGUGUCUCACCCAACUUUUGUUUUUUUUUUUCCUUUUCUUUUUUUAAUGAACUAAAGUUUGAUAUUUUCAUUAUGUAUGUUGGUAAUAAAAAGACUUGUGCCCACUUGUA
This is a messenger RNA of Chanos chanos (milkfish), 1192 nucleotides long. It is a transcript of the gene mob4, whose product is annotated as MOB family member 4, phocein. The record is from RefSeq and is a predicted model, not a curated record. The transcript is spliced from 8 exons. NCBI's taxonomy places the organism in Eukaryota, Metazoa, Chordata, Actinopteri, Gonorynchiformes, Chanidae. The coding region runs from base 9 to 686 and encodes 225 amino acids.